AUGGAAGCGCUGAACUUGUGGGACGUUCCAAUUGCGGCGGUGUGCAGCAGCAUCACGGACACGCAUACAUCCCUAAAGAACGAGGUGAGAAACAAAUUUCUCAAGUUGUUCUCAUCUAAAUUGGGGAAGUGCAACCAGACAACCUUCUCGCUGACACUCGUAAAAGAUGCCAAGGUCCCCUUUAUACGUGCUCGUCCGGUACCGUUCGGAGCACGGAAACAGAUUGAGGACGAGCUGAGACGAUUAGAGGAGCAGGGUAUUAUCUCGCAGAUCAAUUAUGCCGAGGCAGCCACACACCCAUUGUGGCUGUCAAGAAAAAAAACGGGAAGCAAUCUGGACCUAUCAAACGCGUUUCUGCAGGUGGAGCUUGGGGAGGAGGCGAAGCGAUACAUGAAUAUCAAUACGCAUAUUGGACUAUUCCAAGUGAAUCGCAUGCAACCAGGAGUCAAGACGACGCCGGGUCAGUUUCAGCAAUUAAUGGACUCCAUCCUGGCUGGAUCAGGAGCAAUGGCAUAUCUUGACGACAUUAUAAUCCCAGGCAAGGGAGUGGAGGAUCACGGACGUCGUCUGCACGAGGUGCUCAGGAGACUGGAGAACGCUGGUCUCACACUGGCAAUCGACAAAUGUACCUUUGGUCAGCCAGAAAUCAAAUUCUUGGGAAAAAUUAUUGACGAAAAAGGACAACGCCCGGAUCCUGAGAAGCUGCAAGCCGUCCGAAUCUUACCACAACCUACAGAUGUGACCCAAUUGAGGGCCUUCCUGGGAGCAGUAAACUGGUACGGAUCGUUCCUGCCACAUCUCAAAGACCUGCGAGGACCGUUGGACGACAUGUUGCGAAAAGGAGAGAAGUUCCUGUGGACGAGGGAACGAGCUGAGGCUUUUACCAAGCUCAAGCAGGCACUACAUGCCAAUCUGGCGUUGACGCAUUACGAUCCAAAGAAACCUCUUAUCGUGGCGGCUGAUGCGUCAAGCUAUGGAAUUGGGGCCACGCUCCUUCAUCCGUUGAAUGACGGAUCCUUGAGACCUGUUGUGUCCGCGUAUCUUGGCUGUCCCGUGGGCAGCCCUGGGCAAGGAAAGGAAGGCACACACAGACUUGUAAUAAGCGCACUACCUUUAUUUGGUAUCCUACACGGGAACCGUACUCGUGGCCGGCCGUACAGAGAGAGAGUGCCUCUUCGAGGCGCAACGCCUGUAUACCUACGCACGCGCCGUCACUACUUCUUCAGUGCGCAUCCCGCAGGAUGCGCGCGAAGUAUAAACGCGCUCACACAACACUCCCUCCGCUUAGAAUACAAACACUUGGGAGUAUUGUGUGGUUCUUAA
Messenger RNA from Vollenhovia emeryi, 1323 nucleotides. RefSeq lists its product as uncharacterized. The record is from RefSeq and is a predicted model, not a curated record. The coding region runs from base 1 to 1323 and encodes 440 amino acids. NCBI's taxonomy places the organism in Eukaryota, Metazoa, Arthropoda, Insecta, Hymenoptera, Formicidae. The transcript is spliced from 2 exons.